AUGUCUUCAGACAACCAGUGGUCAGCAGAUGAGGAUGAAGGCCAGUUGUCCCGACUGAUCAGGAAAUCUAGAGACUCCCCCUUUGUCCCUGUAGGUAUAGCAGGUUUUGUGACUGUGGUGUCUUAUGGUCUUUACAAGUUGAAGUACAGAAGAGAUCAGAAAAUGUCCAUUCAUCUUAUUCACCUGAGAGUUGCUGCCCAAGGAUUUGUUGUAGGAGCUGUGACUCUAGGUGUUCUCUAUUCUAUGUAUAAGGACUACAUUAGACCUCGAUUCUUCAAUGUGUCCAAAAAAUGAAUCUACAUAUUGGAAGCAAGAAAGACAGAGAGACCUGAAAACUAUUAUGAAGAAUGAAUUUUCAAUAUGUAGCAAAUUUUACUGCAGAAGUAUCACAGAAUUCUCAUAGCCUUUGUAUAUUAAGUCUCAGUGUUUUAAGAAGUUGAUUUCCAAAUCAACAAUCAUAGGUAGUUAACUCAGAAAUUCCAUGGUUGUCUUUUAGAACAUAGGACA
This is a messenger RNA of Lemur catta (Ring-tailed lemur), 507 nucleotides long. It is a transcript of the gene HIGD1C, whose product is annotated as HIG1 hypoxia inducible domain family member 1C. NCBI's taxonomy places the organism in Eukaryota, Metazoa, Chordata, Mammalia, Primates, Lemuridae. The transcript has 3 exons. Gene Ontology annotation, cellular component: mitochondrion. Gene Ontology annotation, biological process: mitochondrial respirasome assembly. The record is from RefSeq and is a predicted model, not a curated record. The coding region runs from base 1 to 294 and encodes 97 amino acids.